Messenger RNA from Conger conger (European conger), 1095 nucleotides. RefSeq lists its product as uncharacterized. The record is from RefSeq and is a predicted model, not a curated record. Bases 91 to 1095 code for a protein of 334 amino acids. The transcript has 6 exons. Lineage: Eukaryota; Metazoa; Chordata; Actinopteri; Anguilliformes; Congridae.
UGUAGGGCAGAAGUUAGACACCAGUAACCAGUUGGGCUGUGUAGGACAGGAGUUAGACACCAUUAAGAAGGGCUGUGUAGAGCAGAAGCAAUGGGGAUGGUACAGUGGUGGACCCUACUCUGGAUAUCGAGAUACUGUCACACACUUUCAGCAGAGGUGUUAGUGCAGUACAAAUACUUCGUUCCUGGGCAGAGAAAGGACAUCUCUCUACAAGCCCCAGCUGAGCCCAAAGGGACAGAAUUCAUCUGGGAGUGGACACCACAUGAUGGAAGCAAUAAAAGACUCAUGAUGACUAUACAGUCCAAUGGAGACUUUGUGAGGAAUUCAUUGUUUUUUUCUAUUUCAAAGGAAAGCAAGUAUGACAUUCGUCUGGAAUCACAGUCAGACAUUGCAGGGGUUUUUACUUUUAUUCAAACUAAACCAGAGAACGUCAACUUGGCCCAGAUUAAAGUGUCUGCUGUAAAAGUGACUCAAUCGCCCAGGCCCACAAUAAAUGCAGGUUCUGAUGUGGCCUUGAGCUGUGAGGUAUCCCACCUUCCAGAUUCAGCUACACUGGCCUGGGAAUGGGACAGAGAACCCACUGCUAACACAACGCUGCUCUACAACAACACUGCCCACAUCAUCAUCCACAGUGCUGAGCAGUACAGUGUGGGAACAUAUAACUGUGCACUCCGACGGAACGGAGCGCUUAUUUUCAGCGUUCCCCAUACAUUUAGAGUCAAUGAGGGUUCAUUCGGCACACAACGCACUCUGUACAGAGGGAGUUUGAGCAGCAGUGAGGUGGUGCUAAUCUGCCAUUCUCACUUCUCAUACAAGAAAGCUGAGUGGUAUUGGACCCCACUGUCUCAGUCCUCAAUCCUUCUGAUCUCAGCUGAUAAACACAAGGAUGUGUCAGUUUCCAUGGAGACAGAUAAAGAAAGAUUCUCAUUUGAUGUCUAUGAUGGGCAUAAGUUUCCUCUGAGAAUCUCACCAGUGAAGUUUGGCGACAGUGGAGGGAAUCAGUCCAUUGUGCUGAAGUGUGAGAUAUCGCGGGAGAUCGACUCUGUGACCCUGGCCUGGCUCCGGAUGAAGGGGGGCAGGGGGGAGCUCGUAUGA